Molecule: messenger RNA, 861 nt
Organism: Tribolium madens (black flour beetle)
Lineage: Eukaryota; Metazoa; Arthropoda; Insecta; Coleoptera; Tenebrionidae
Exons: 3
Coding region: 253-606 (117 amino acids)
Source: RefSeq, a predicted model, not a curated record
UCAGAAAACAACCAGUUUAGUGGCUAAUUUCAAAACAAAUACGUAAAAAUUCCGUAAUACUUUUUAUUAUUUUGAUUUAUAACAACACUGCCUGGUGUAGGACAUGGAAGUUUACAUUUUUUUUUAAGUGUGCUCUGAAUUUUUACACUUGUCAAAUGCCAAAAGUGCCAUUUUGAGUUUACUUGAAUUGUGAAAACUGAAACAGUUUUUUUCUCAAUUUAUCACGAACUUCUGCAGAAUUUAGGUAAAGAAAUGUGGUACGAAAUAAUCCCCAGUUUCCUAAUUAUAACAGUAGCAGUGGCAGCCCCUCACUACCUCACAGGACCUUUUAAUUGGCUACUUUGUGGUCAUUACUACCGAAGGUCCAUGUUAGACAAAUAUGAAGCAUUGCAAUAUUUACGCGAUAAAAGACUCAUCGAUCCUUAUAAACUUUUUGGUUUGGAAAAUAUCCCCGACGAAGAAGAAACAGAAGAGUUGAAUCCUGAUUCCAAUGCAGAAGAAACAAUGAAACAGAGGAUGGAAUUGAGGAAAAAGCGGAAAAAGAGUACGAAGAAGAUUGUGACUAAGAAAAGAGUUAAAGUUCAGUUUGUUGAAAAUUCGCAGUGACAAUCGCCACAUUAGCAACCACAUGUCGUGUCAUAUCUUUUGAAAUAUGUGUCUGUAUCCGGUGGAGAUACCACAUGGAUGUUUCCCGUAACGAAUUAUCAUCCAACAUGGAAAAAGUCUUUUCUAAUCGAAACGAUCCAAUCAUAUUAUCAGUUAUUUUUGUUGUUUGUUGCUACAUACAUUUAAAUCGAGUUUAUCACAGAAAUAGCUUCAAUAAUUAAGUUUGUGAUGUGUAUUAAAUAAAUCAGUACCCAG